Molecule: messenger RNA, 2848 nt
Organism: Mustela erminea (ermine)
Lineage: Eukaryota; Metazoa; Chordata; Mammalia; Carnivora; Mustelidae
Gene: TMBIM6
Product: transmembrane BAX inhibitor motif containing 6
Exons: 10
Coding region: 141-854 (237 amino acids)
Biological process (GO): negative regulation of endoribonuclease activity; negative regulation of apoptotic signaling pathway; cellular response to unfolded protein
Cellular component (GO): mitochondrial membrane
Molecular function (GO): enzyme binding
Source: RefSeq, a predicted model, not a curated record
GAGCUUCCCUCGAGGGGCAGACGCUUGGGUAAAGAGUCUAGAGCGGACUCUGGGAGAGUCAGAAGCACAUCCGGUGUGAGGAGAGCUGUGUGGGAUCUUAGGAGGCUGAGCGGAGGCUGUGUCCCACAGACUCUGGCAUCAUGAACAUAUUUGAUCGGAAGAUCAACUUUGAUGCACUCUUAAAAUUUUCCCACAUAACCCCAUCGACACAGCAGCACCUGAAGAAGGUCUAUGCCAGUUUUGCCCUCUGUAUGUUCGUGGCGGCCGCGGGGGCCUAUGUCCACGUGGUCACUCACUUCCUUCAGGCUGGCCUGCUCUCUGCCUUGGGCUCUCUGGGGUUGAUGAUCUGGCUGAUGACAACGCCUCAUAGCCAUGAAACCGAGCAAAAAAGACUGGGACUUCUUGCUGGAUUUGCUUUCCUUACAGGAGUUGGCCUGGGCCCUGCUCUGGAGCUGUGCAUUGCCAUCAACCCCAGCAUUCUUCCCACCGCCUUCAUGGGCACAGCAAUGAUCUUCACCUGCUUCACCCUGAGCGCCCUCUAUGCCAGGCGCCGGAGCUACCUCUUUCUGGGAGGUGUCUUGAUGUCAGCCAUGAGCCUGAUGCUCUUGUCUUCCCUGGGGAACCUUUUCUUUGGAUCCAUUUGGCUUUUCCAGGCGAACCUGUAUGUGGGGCUGGUGGUCAUGUGUGGCUUUGUCCUUUUUGAUACUCAACUCAUUAUUGAAAAGGCUGAAAAUGGAGAUAAGGAUUAUAUCUGGCACUGUGUUGACCUCUUCUUAGAUUUCAUUACUCUCUUCAGAAAACUCAUGAUGAUCCUGGCUAUGAAUGAGAAGGACAAGAAGAAAGAGAAGAAGUGAAAUGACCAUGCAGCCUUUCCCAUUUUGACCUUUCCCUCCACCCCUCAUUUCCUCUUCGCACACAUUGCAGGUGGUGUGUUCUGUGAUAAUGAAAAGCAUCAGAAAAGCUUUUGUACUUUGUGGUUUUCUCUAUUUUGAAUUUUUUGAUCAAAAAACUGAUUAGCAAAAUAUAGUUUGGAGUUUGGCUUCAUAUUCCUGGGGUUCUUCCCCACUCCCUUGUCUGUCUAGCCCAUCUUAGCUUCUCCCUCUGCUGGGGCAGCCGGUCACCAUGAUGAGGAGUGGGACCCACAGCAGAGUAAACUCCAGGAGUCCGCUUUCUACCCAAGCUUCAUCAGGUGCGCCUGAACUUUCAGUCGAGCUGCUUUGGCUCUUCCUCAGCAUCGUUUGGUUUGUGCACAGUUCCUGGUGGGACUGGGCUGUGUGUUCUCCGUCGGAGAGGAGCUUGGUGGUCCUCUUGUUCCUCAGGCUCGUUACAUCUGAGCUGCUGUCAACCCCUAUGAAGAAAAUGAAGAGCUUCUUCUGGCGGAUGCUUUGCUUCCUCUGAGCUGCCCAAGCGGCGGCGGGUCUGACAAACAUACCGUUCUGUCUUGCUGUCCCAAAAGGAAUGUGGACUGUUGUGUUCCCUUUCCCUGUCCCUGGUCUCACCCUCAGGGAAUCUGCAGGUUUUUCCAUCCCCGGGGCUGGAGGAUUUCAGCACAAAGGAAAGACUGAUUCUUGUCAGGUAUUUACGAAAAGGCUGGUUUUGUAUGGCAAGACAGAGCAUAAAAUUCCUGAACGUCCCCUGUCUUUACUUUUUAUCACCUUAGUUGUUGAGUGGCCUCUCCCACCUGGCCUUGAUUGAAGAUCCCAGGACAGGAAGGAUAGGGAAGGGGAAUGGUUGAGCCUGGGGGUAAGUUUAUUUAAACUAAUCCUGCCUGACAAACCUAGUUGGCCUGUUUGGGGCAGUGAGGCAAGUAGGAGGAGAUGCUGCUAGCUGAAUGGUUCAUUGUUGAGAGCUGCAGAACUGGGUUGUGAUGACUUGGGAGGCCGCAUUCAGAGCAGUCCGGCGCAUUUCUGUCUUCUCCCGCCUGGACGCCAGUAGUGUCAGGCCAGAGAUUCCGGGCAGUAGAUAAAAGUUCAUUUUACAGAUGCACUUUAGUUUUUGGUCUCUGCAACCUGUUCCCAGAAUCCAUAGCCUUCCAUCCAGGGACAGGUGACCAAACCUGCAAAACGAAUGAUUCCCUCCAGCUCGGUCAUUGUGUGAGAGGCCAGUACUAAUAGGGAUCCCUGGAGCUUUCCCAGGGAGCUGCCACAGGCUGCUGGCACAGAAGGUUAGGCAGCCUGGAGAGCAGUUAAUGUUUCUGGCUGUUCACAGGGCUUCCGUGGAACGGGACUGAGCCAUCAAAAGCUUGUUGCCAGUAGGAUACCAUUUUUGGUUCUCCCUGUUCACAAGCAGCACGCAGAUUGAAUGGCUGCUGGUUCGCGGUGCACCAUGUCAUUGUGCUGUCCUGUGAAGCAGUUUGUCCCCAGGGUGUGUGUAUUUCUGGGGAGCCGUGCUGCCAGGAAUGGCUGGCAUCUGCAGAGGAUGCUGCCCUCUGACCUAGCUGCUGCCUCCAGCCUCUGGCUUGAGAACUUUUAAUAAAGGGACUUUCCAUUAAAUGCCCAGUAGCACUCUCCAUACAUUUGUUGAUUCUCUGCAAGGCCUGAGAAUCUGAGUUGAAUCUCUUGAAGCCAGACUCCACCUCUUGUGCUUUUUUGCUUGGGAUAAAGGAGUUUUUCUUUAGAAACAGUGCCAAGAAUGACAAGAUCUAAAAAAUGACUUUUAAAGAAAAUGCCUAACAGGUUUUUAAUACAGUAAUCACUGUAAUUAUCACUUUCUUUUCUAGUUCCUUGGUUUUCAGCUCAGGCUGCAUUCUCUAACUCAUACUGUGAAGACAAAGGUGUUUUUGAUUCAGAAAUAUAUGAAAUCUACAUAGUCUUAAUUUGUAAAAAAUAAAGAAAAUUCCUUAACCUUU